Messenger RNA from Paramecium pentaurelia, 471 nucleotides. NCBI's taxonomy places the organism in Eukaryota, Ciliophora, Oligohymenophorea, Peniculida, Parameciidae. The record is from the annotation of a GenBank genome assembly.
AUGAUAAUUCUGUUCUUAAUAAAUUAUGUUGUUGCUUAAAUUUUAUAUUGUGAUGUGAAAGUUGAUGGAAUAGAAAAGGGUUAAUUAACAUUCUAAUUACAAUGUGACUCAACUCCACAAUCUUGUCUUAAUAUAUAAGAACUUUAAGAUUUCAAACUUAGUCACAUUUCAGAAUAAAAAAUGGAAAUUACAAAUCCAAUAAUAAACAAGAAAUGGAAAUCAGAAAUCAAUAAUUUAUAUACUUAAUUUGGAGCUAUAGGAUAAUAGAGAAAUAUUGAAUCAGGAGAAGUAGAUUAAACCUACACUAUAUUUCUUAAUAAAUAAGAAUUUGAUGGACCAAAGAGUUAAUGGUUAGUAAUUGGCAAUAUCAUUCGUCAAGAAGACAAAGAAUUACUCAAUUAUCUAAAGUGGACAUCUUAAUCAUCUAAUCAAAUUCCCAAUAGAGAUAUUAAAUUUAAGUGUUCACUUUGA